CUUGAGUCGAACUAAACUUGUAAUUUCUCUUUUCUUGCAGGACAAGUGUUGAGAAGGAUGGCAUCACUCAAGGCUGAGAAACCUGCUGGUGCUGAUUUGUCAGGGCAGGCCAAGAAAGAACCCACCAAACCCAGCUCCACGGCUCCCAAAGCUCCGGCCUCCAAGCCCGCCCCUAAGAAGGCUGAGCAGAAGUCUGCAGGGGGCUCUAAAAAGAAGGCAGCAGGAGGGAAAGCUAAGAACUAAUUAGUAGAAUGAAGAAGUGGGGGCUCUCGUAGGAGAAAGCACUAUUUAUAUUUGAUCAUAAAUGUUAGGAUUAAUUAAAGCUCGCCCUUGCUUCUAAGUUAUAUAUCAGUGCAUGUCUCUGUUUUUAGGCUUGGACCUAAUGAAUAAAUGACACUUACUGUGUUUUAAUAAAUGAGUUUCUUCACA
Molecule: messenger RNA, 429 nt
Organism: Rubroshorea leprosula
Lineage: Eukaryota; Viridiplantae; Streptophyta; Magnoliopsida; Malvales; Dipterocarpaceae
Source: the annotation of a GenBank genome assembly